AUGACGACUUUCGACGUUUUCUCGUAUUUGGCUGCGGUGGUCGGUCUGGGUUACCUUGUCUUGACGUUGCCCACGUUGCAACAGAAAUGGAAGCUACACUCCCAUCGCUCUCAGCUACCACCAGGGCCCAAAGCCAUCAGGACCGGCAUAAAUAAGCCGUGGCUCUGGUUCCAAGAGCUGGGCAGGGAGUUCGGCGAUGUCGUGUAUCUCCAGAUGGGGCCGACACCAACGAUCGUCUUGGGGUCUGCCCAGGCAGCUUGGGAUCUCCUUGAGAAGAAAGGGGCCAUAUUCUCAUCUCGCCCGCGCUUCAUAAUGGGGGGCGAACUCUUGUCCGGCGGCAAGAGGGGCCUCAUGGCCCCUUACUCGCCGUUCUGGAGACGCUGGCGCAAGCUCCUUCACAGCGGCUUCAUGCAGAGGCAGAGCGAGACGUAUCGGCCGAUUCAGAGCCUCGAGUCCAAGGUCCUCAUGCACGAGCUUCUCGCGCAACCCGGAGAUUUCAGGAAGCAUCUCGAGCGAUACGCGGCGUCCGUCAUCGUGACGGUGGCGUACGGCAGGAGGGUCGAGGACGUUUCGACCGACAUCGUCGUCCAGCGAAAUGCCGAGUCCAUGGGUCGUCUGACCGCAGUCAACAUCCCAGGAAAGUUUGCGGUUGAACGGUUCCCGGUGCUCAAGUACGUCCCGAGCUUUCUGGCCCCGUGGAAGGCCGAAGUCUUGAAACAAAGACAAAAAGACGUCCAGCUCUACACGGAGCUCAUGGAAGAAGUUCGAGCCAAGGCGUGGCGCCGGCUUGCUUUGCGAGGCACCUCUUACAGGAGCAGGCAAGUCUCGUCGGCUGGGUCCCUGGCCAGCUUCCUUUUGGCGUGCGCCAAGUUCGGUCCGCAAUUCAUACCAAAAGCCCAAGAAGAACUUGACAGGGUCGUCGGCAGUGGGCGACUGCCGGAUUUCGCAGACUUGGAAAGACUCAAGUACGUCGAAGCCAUAGCGUCGGAGACUCUACGCUGGAGGCCGGUUGCCGUGCUCGGAGGCACUCCUCACGCAAGCACGGCGGAUCACACGUACAGGGGCAUGUUCAUACCGAAGGGGAGCACCAUCAUCGCGCCUCUGUGGAGCAUACAUCUCAACGAGGCGGACUUCCCGGAACCCCACGAAUUCAGGCCUGAACGGUUCACGGAGCGCAGAGAAUAUCCCGGCGCGUUCGGCCAUAGCGCCUUUGGCUGGGGCCGCCGCAUCUGCCCAGGCAUGCACCUCGGGUCCGCGUCGGUCGCGCUCAAUAUCGCGAGGAUCCUUUGGGGGUUCGCGGUCGGCGCCGCCAAGGACGACAAGGGCAGAGACAUUGACGUCGACAUUUUUGCUUACUCAGACGGCUUCAACUCGAGCCCGUUGCCGUUCCCUUGCUCAAUCAUACCCCGGUCUUCGAAGCACGCCACAGUAAUCCAAAGAGAGUACGAGAAUGCUUUGAAAGAGCUCGGAAAGUACACUGCUGCAGAAAGCAUGGUGUCUUAG
Colletotrichum navitas is the source of this 1503-nucleotide messenger RNA. Its product is annotated as cytochrome P450. Bases 1 to 1503 code for a protein of 500 amino acids. The transcript is spliced from 7 exons. Gene Ontology annotation, molecular function: iron ion binding; monooxygenase activity; oxidoreductase activity, acting on paired donors, with incorporation or reduction of molecular oxygen. The record is from RefSeq and is a predicted model, not a curated record. Lineage: Eukaryota; Fungi; Ascomycota; Sordariomycetes; Glomerellales; Glomerellaceae.